This is a messenger RNA of Rhipicephalus sanguineus (brown dog tick), 1149 nucleotides long. Its product is annotated as coiled-coil-helix-coiled-coil-helix domain-containing protein 7. The record is from RefSeq and is a predicted model, not a curated record. Bases 279 to 650 code for a protein of 123 amino acids. Gene Ontology annotation, cellular component: nucleus. Gene Ontology annotation, biological process: mRNA transport. The transcript is spliced from 5 exons. Lineage: Eukaryota; Metazoa; Arthropoda; Arachnida; Ixodida; Ixodidae.
UGCCGUGGCUUCCGGCGAGCCGAAGCCAAGCACAAAGAUUUGGUGCCCAAAGUGUUAAGUAGGCCAUGCCCUAAAUCCGAGUUUCAACAUGUGCGCGGGUUUGCCGGCACUAUCACGUGUGCAAGUGCGAAGCGUGUUUAACACAAAAUCUGCCGAAAGCACUUAGUACUGCUUUCUGGAUGCCGAUAAUGUCUUGUCCGUCCGUUGGGUAACUCACGCUGAUCGGUGUUCAACGGGUUAAAUACCUCGCCCCUGAAGAUUGCCGGGUCGCCAUAGGUAUGCCGAGGAAAGAAAAUGGCGCUGUCGUGACAGUCGCCUUGUACUGUAGACGAAGCAUGAUGACCCGCACGUCGAUGAGGACGCAGUCUUUGGAGCAUGAAACUGAACAGAGAAAUAAUAAUCCCUGUUUUAAGGAACAGAAGUUGAGUAUGAAGUGCCUCGAGGACAACGGUUACGACUAUGACAAAUGCCAGGCCUACUUCGAGAACUUCAAAGUGUGCAAAGGGUUCUGGCUGGCCGUUGCCAAGGACCGACGAAGAAAAGGCAUACAUCCUGCACUGCCACCGCUUCAAGAACGCGACAGCGUCAAGCAGGAGUACCUAAAUCAAGAAGCGCAGAGACGGCGGAGCAGUGGGCAGCCAGGCAGCUAGCUGUUCGUUUAUUGGCUACCUAGCGGUUGACCCAGCGGUGCACGGUCUCCUCCCAGUCCGUGUUGGCCGCCUCCUCUUCGUCUUCGGUGCGGACGUAGCUGUCGUCGUCGGUGGUUCCUGGCUGCAGACAGCUGGGAGACAGCUCCUGCGGGCAUGGCAAAUGUCUCGUAAUUGCCCAGUAGUGCCAAGGCUGUUUGUCGCAAAAGAAGCAUCAGGCAAAACAACCUUGGCUGAGAGGGCAUACUUGAAAGACUCAGUGCUGAUCUGCGCACAAGUAUGGUGUGAUUUACAGAGGCUGUGUAUUCGCCUGCACUGGCAGGGUUAUGAAGCUGCUUACCUACAAGACAAGAUAAAGGAUAAGUAGGCCUUAUGUUAUAGCCUUCAAUAAAGACUGAAUAAGCCAUGCAUGUACUUUAGGGUUGCUGCAAAUGCUCUAGUCUUGACCUCCUCAAAAAAACGUCGCAUUACGGCAUUAUGUUAAUAAAAUUAUUUGUUGUCA